GGGCGGCGGCGGUGCCGCCCGCAGGGGCGGGGCCCAGGAGCCGCUGCGGCUGCGGCUGUGUCCCGUCCCGCCGCCAUGUUGGCGUCUCUGCGCCGGGCCCGCAGAUGCACAUUUCUAAUGGGGAGCACGACCACUCUGCAGCAGGGACAACCAGCCCCACCGGGUGUGCGUCACCACACCAACCGUCUGGUUAAUGAGAGGUCCCCCUACCUCCUGCAGCAUGCUCACAACCCUGUGGAUUGGUACCCUUGGGGGCAAGAAGCCUUUGAUAAAGCAAAAGAAAAAAACAAGCUCAUAGUUCUGUCAGUUGGCUACUCCACCUGCCACUGUGCCAUGUGAUGGAGGAGGGAGUCCUUCAAUAACAGGGAGAUUGGAGGAAUUAUGAACAAGAAUUUUGUAUGCAUUAAAGUGGAUCGUGAGGCGCCAGAUGUGGACAAAGUGUACAUGGCCUUUGUGCAGGCAACUAGUGGUGGAGGUGGCUGGCCAAUGAGUGUCUGGCAGACUCCAGAUCUCAAGCCCUUUGGGGGCACAUACUUCCCUCCUGAAGAUGGAGUUCAUCAUUUGGGCUUUCGGACUGCGCUGCUCCGAAUCGCAGAGCAGGAGAACAAAGAUGUCUUGUUGAAUACAGCCAGAAGAUCUUGGGAAGCAUUGCUACACAGAUCUGAGAUCCAUGUGCAAGGACAGGACUCACCCCCACCAUUCAAAGAAUUGAUGGCCACCUGUUUCCACCAGCUCUCCAGCUCCUAUAUAAGGACUAUGGUGGCUUUUUCCAAAUCCCCCAAGUUCCCCACCCCAGUGAAUUUGAAUUUCCUCUUCACGUACUGGGGGCCCUGUCACCGAACUACCCCAGAAGGUGCCCAGGCACUGCAGAUGGCUCUGCAUACCCUCAAGAUGAUGGCCCGUGGGGGCAUCCAUGACCACAUUGGUAGAGGACAUAUCCACUUGGUCUUUGCAGGGCUUUCAAACCGCUACUCCACUGACCAGCUGCAUGUCCCCCACUUUGAGAAGAUGCUCUAUGACCAGGGGCAGCUGGCAGCCACCUACAGCAGAGCAUUUCAGGUAAGGCUGUGAUGAUUCUUUGCUGAUGUGGCCCAGGACAUUCUGCUCUAACGUCCACGAGACCUGAGAGACCAGUAGGCAGGAGGUUUCUAUAGCGCAGAAGAUGCUGAUUCCUACCCAAUUAUCACAUCCAGUGAGAAACAAGAAGGAGCUUUCUGUGUGUGGGCAGCUGAGGAAAUCCAGGCUCUCCUUCCCAUUGUUGAGGGGGCCAUGGAGGGGACAACCUUGGGAGAUGCUUCAUGCACCACUAUGGAGGUGAAGGAGACUGGCAACGUGAGCCCAUAAAGCAAGACUUUCCUUGCAGACCCCCAUCAGGAGCUGAAGGGCAAGAAUGUCCUAUUGUCCAAGCUCACGGAGCUGACGGCGGCCCGGUUUGGGCUGGAGCCAGGGGCAGGUGGAUGCCCUGCUGCGGAGGGCCGGCAGAGGCUGUCACAUGCCCGGGCACGACGGCCGCGGCCACACUUGGACACCAAGAUGUUGGCGGCGUGGAAUGGGCUCAUGAUCUCAGGCUUUGCCCAGGCUGGGGCAGCCCUGGCUAAGCAGGAGUAUGUGAGCCUGGCUGCCCAGGCAGCUGCCUUCCUGCGGAGACACCUUUUUGACCCCAACAGUGGACGGUUGCUGCGAAGCUGCUACCAAGGCAAAGACAAUACAGUGGAGCAGAGUGUUGUGCCCAUCCAGGGCUUUCUGGAGGAUUAUGUCUUCACCAUCCAAGCUCUCUUUGACCUGUAUGAAGCAUCGCUGGAUCAGGGCUGGCUGCAGUGGGCUCUGCAGCUGCAGCACAUGCAAGACAAGCUUUUUUGGGACCCUAGAGGCUUUGCGUAUUUCUCCACUGAGGCUGGGGAUUCCUCUCUGCUCCUGCGCCUGAAGGAUGACCAAGAUGGAGCAGAGCCCUGCGCUAACUCUGUAGCGGUCACAAACCUGCUCCGAGCAGCCUGUUACUCCAGCCGCAUGGAGUGGGUGGACAAAGCUGGUCAGAUCUUGGCUGCCUUCUCAGAGAGGCUGCGGAAGAUGCCGAUAACUUUACCAGAGAUGGCCCGGGCCACCUCUGUCUUCCAUCACACCCCCAAGCAGGUCAUUAUCUGUGGGGACCCCCAAGGAGAAGACACGAAAGAGAUGUUGCACUGUGUCCGGUCUGUCUUCAGCCCAAACAAGGUGCUGAUGCUAGCAGAUGGAGACAUCACUGGGUUCCUCUACUGCCAGUUGCCUUUCCUUGCGUCCCUGGAGAGGAAGGAUGGGAAAGCCACUGCUUAUCUCUGCAGCAACUUUACUUGCUCCCUGCCUGUCACCUCUGCCCGGGAGCUGUGUGGGAUGCUUUGCCUGUGAGCCCCUUGGCCCUCUGCCUGCAGGAAGGUCAAGGGGGAGAGACUGUCAUGCCAGCCUGCAACCACAGGAAGAACCCAUAAUAAAUGCCACUUUGGUCAUCAA
Molecule: messenger RNA, 2484 nt
Organism: Pogoniulus pusillus (Red-fronted tinkerbird)
Lineage: Eukaryota; Metazoa; Chordata; Aves; Piciformes; Lybiidae
Gene: SPATA20
Product: spermatogenesis associated 20
Biological process (GO): carbohydrate metabolic process
Source: RefSeq, a predicted model, not a curated record